GAGCAGCUCCAUGUCAUGGCUGUGAGCUGUUGUCUGGCGUGCCGGCGGCCAGAAACUGCAGCAGCGUGCACGGUUCUUAUUGCCCGACGUCAACUCUGCCUUCCCAUCCAUGUGACCAUGUCCUUGUCUUUCUACACCAUGUCCCAUCCCACUCCGACCCACCUCAGUCCGAUGAGCAGACCGUGUGUAUAGCCAGCCAUACCUUGAGCUUGUACGAGCGUCAAUGGCCGGCAACUUGAUCUAUUUGCACCUGAAAAAAAAAAGUCCAGCCCACACCAGGUGACGCAAAGAGCAAAAGACACGGCCGAGUUAGACCUCCGUCUGGUCUGCGAGCCCACCUGUCAGGAACCUGAGCACCAUUGCUCCAGAGACGCCCGCCCAAUGGCUGCCGCAGCACCUUGGGCAGACGUCCCUGCCAGGGACACCUUCUUUGCCCUGGUGACGGGCGCAAACAGCGGCGUCGGCCUGGGCAUCUGCCAGCGCCUCAUCGACGAAUUCCUCGCCACCCGCUCCCUGACCUCCCACCUGAUCCUCAUCCCCACCACCCGCGACGCCCGCAAGUCGGCCGAGACCACGCGCCACCUGCGCGCCCACCUCCUCAAGACCGCCGCCUCGCCCCGCCUCCGCGCCCGCACCGGCGACAGCAGCAGCCCACAGGACACCGCCGCCCGCGUCCACCUGCUCUCCCUGCAGCUCGACCUGUGCGACCUCGCCACCGUGCACGCCGCCGCCUCGCGCCUCGUGGGCGCGACCCUGCCCCUCGACGGCCACGACGGCGGCGUCCGCGUCCCGCGCCUCGACGCCGUCGUCCUCAACGCCGGCAUGGGCGGCUGGACCGGCGUCGACUGGUUCAAGGCCGCCCACAACUUCCUCACCGCCGGCUGGAUCCAGGCCGUCACCUGGCCCACCUUCAAGGUCGCCCCCGCGGGGAUGACGGUGGACCCGCUCCCGCCGCGGAAGCAACAGGAGGAAGAAGACAGGGGGGGCAGGGACGGCGGCAGGGCGAGGCCCCUGGUGGGCCAGCUGUUCUGCGCCAACGUCUUCGGCCACUACCUCUUCGCGCGCGCCAUCCUGCCCCUCCUCAGCAGGCGGCGGGGGCCAGGCGCCGACGCGGGCAUCCCGCCCGGCAGGCUGAUCUGGGAGAGCAGCGUCGAGGCGGCGCGCGAGCACUUCCGCCCCGACGACCUGCAGGGCCUGGAGACCAACGCGCCAUACGAGAGCACGAAGCGGCUGACGGACCUGCUGGUGCUGACGGCCGACCUGCCCGCCGCCCGGGCCCACAGCGCACCGUACUGGCGGCUCCCCCCACCAUCACCACCAGGCGCUGCUGCUGCCGCCGCGGAGGAGGAGGGGGGGGAGGGGGAGCACCAGCCGCCAAAGGUCUACGUGUGCCACCCGGGGAUCGUGGUGACGACGAUCCUGCCGCUGCCCAUGAUCCUGCAGGCCCUCUGGACCUUCGCGGCGUACGUCGCGCGCUACUUCGGGUCCGCCUGGCACACCAACACGGCGUACAACGCCGCCGUGGCCAUGGUGUGGCUCGCGCUCGCGACCCAGGAGACGCUGGACGCGGCGGGCGCCGGCGCCGUCAAGUGGGGCUCCGCGUGUGACAUCCGCGGCAACGCGCUGGUCAAGGAGACCGAGGUGGACGGGUGGGGGUGGCGGGGCAAGGUCGAGGGCCUCGAGGACGACGACGGGGCGACGGGCCCGCUCAGGAAGAUCAAGGGCCGCAAGAAGGGCGCGCGGCUCGUCACGGAGGAGAGCAGGGCUGAGUUUGAGGAGACGGGGGCACGGUGCUGGCGCGAGAUGGAGAGGCUGAGGCUGGAGUGGGAGACGAGGAUGAAGGAGGCCGGCUUGACCGGGUAGGCAUGCCUAGCUGGGGCCAUGUGAGCCUCUCGAGGAAGAGAGAAAAGUUUACUAGAUGACCGGCGACGACUUUGGUCCGGAUUAUCACCAUGAGUUAACGUGGUUGAACGGCCAUCGCAUGCAUAUAUAAAUAUGGGGCGUUUAUACAGCUCAAAACUAAAAAAAGUACAAUAAUCAUAAUAUUCUGCUCGACAAAAAGCACACAUUUAUUAGCCAGGGUCAUCAGGUAUCCAAGGCGCAUUACAAAACACUACCACGACCGAGAGUCACUGCGUGAGUGGCCCUUCUCAGUGUGGACUCCAACCCACAGGCCUCACGCCUCAGAAGCAGCGUUCUCCGCAGCCAGCCGCUCCCGAUCCCGAUCGGUCUCGACCCGCCUCAGGCGCACCUUGUCGGCGCGGCCAAACAGGCCGAGGCACAGCGACAGCGGCGUGGCAGCGAGGGCGAUGACGGCCUGGAAGAUAAGCGCCCGGUUCAUGUUGUUAGGCGGGUUCGCGCCGGGCCCGGCCUUGAGCGCGUCCGAGACGAUGAUGAAGAUGGCGCCCAGGAGCUGGCCGCCGGUCCAGGCGAGCGUGCUCGUCACCUCGGGGCUGACGGGGUGCGUGACCUCGACCAGCAGCUCCGAGGCGACGGGGAGCAGGCUGAAGCUCGAGGCCCCCAGGACCGCCAGCACGACGUACGGCCCCGCGAUGUCGCGCGUCGCCGGCAUCCAGAUGAAGAUGAGGUAGCAGAGCGCCGUGAUGGGGAUGGCGACUUUGAUGGCCAGUAUGAAGGUCUUGGUGCGGUCCAGGAUGGGCGAGGUGAUGGCCGCGGCGACGAGGCCGACCACUAUGAGGAUAGCACCCGCGAUACCGCUCUCGGUGUCGUCGAAGCCGUAGGGCAUCAUCAUCUGGUUCAGCAGCGAGGAGAUGGAGUUGAAGAAGCCUACGUAGACGGCGUAGGAACCCCAGAUCAUCCAGAACUCCGG
Molecule: messenger RNA, 2830 nt
Organism: Diaporthe batatas
Lineage: Eukaryota; Fungi; Ascomycota; Sordariomycetes; Diaporthales; Diaporthaceae
Product: 3-keto-steroid reductase
Exons: 2
Coding region: 382-1863 (493 amino acids)
Biological process (GO): ergosterol biosynthetic process
Cellular component (GO): endoplasmic reticulum membrane; mitochondrial outer membrane; lipid droplet
Molecular function (GO): 3-beta-hydroxysteroid 3-dehydrogenase (NADP+) activity
Source: RefSeq, a predicted model, not a curated record